Aspergillus steynii IBT 23096 is the source of this 1053-nucleotide messenger RNA. RefSeq names its product D-mandelate dehydrogenase-like dehydrogenase. Gene Ontology annotation, cellular component: cytosol. Gene Ontology annotation, molecular function: hydroxypyruvate reductase [NAD(P)H] activity; glyoxylate reductase (NADPH) activity; NAD binding. The transcript is spliced from 2 exons. Lineage: Eukaryota; Fungi; Ascomycota; Eurotiomycetes; Eurotiales; Aspergillaceae. The record is from RefSeq and is a predicted model, not a curated record. Bases 1 to 1053 code for a protein of 350 amino acids.
AUGUCUAAACCAAGAGUUCUCCACCUCGGCGCCCCCAUAAAAUACAACCCGACGAUCUACACGCGCAUCAGCCAAAAAUUCGACAUCAUCCAGCCGCAGCCGUCCGAGCUGCCGCGCGAAGAAUUCAAGCGCGCACUGAAGGAGCGCCGAUGGGGCGAUUUCGACGCCGUGUUUCGUCCGUUCUGGAAUACGGGCGGAGAGAUGGGGAAUUGGGAUGAGGAAUUGAUUGGGCUUUUGCCGGGGAGUGUGAGGGUUAUGGCGUCGGCGGGGGCGGGGUAUGAUUGGGUUGAUGUUAAGGGGUUGGCGAAGAGAGGAAUAAUCUACUGCAACGGCGCCGCCGCCUCCAGCGACUCCGUCUCCGACAUGGCGCUCUUCCUCAUCCUGUCCGUAUUCCGCAACCUGCGCUGGUCACACAGCGCCGCCCACUCCGCCAACCCCGUAUCCUUCCUCGACGCACACAAAAACUCGCCCCUGAGCGCAUACAACCCGCGGUCCCGAACCCUGGGGAUCAUCGGACUCGGACAAAUUGGGUACCAGAUCGCGCUUAAGGCGCACAACGCAUUCGGGAUGAAGAUCCUAUACCAUGAUAUACUACGCAAGAGUCCCGAGAUGGAGGGGAGUAUUGAAGCGGUGUUCUAUGAUACCUUGGACAAGAUGCUGGGCGAGAGCGACUGCGUGAUCGUGGCGACGCCGUUUGCAGGCGAGACGCUGAUGACGGAGGGGCGGUUCCGCGCGUUUAAGCGCGGCAGCAGGUUUGUGAAUGUAGCGCGGGGGUCGCUGGUGGAUGAGGAGGCGUUGGUGAAGGUGUUGGAUGAGGGGGUGUUGAGUGCUGCUGGGCUGGAUGUGCAUGCGAGCGAGCCGAAUGUGCAUCCGCGGUUGGCGGGACAUCCGAGGGUGAUGAUGAUGUCGCAUAAUGCGGGGGGGACGGUGGAUACGCAUGUUGGGUUUGAGAGGCUGGCGAUGGAGAAUGUGGAGGCGUUUUUGGAGACGGGGAAGGCGUUGACGCCGGUGAAUGCGCAUUUGGUGGAGAAGCAGAUCAGGAGUGUUUUGUAG